GUCAAUUUCACACAAAUAUAAUGAAAACAAAACUCAUUAAUUGUAAUCAAAGUAAACACCUUGUUAAGUUUUACUCCAACUCUAGUAAUAAUAGUAAUAAUAAUAGUUAUAAUAAUAAUAAUAAUAACGAUAACAGCGGUGGUAGUGAUGGACACAACUAUUGGUCCGGUUUUGAUGUCUUAAGACCGGAGCCGUCGAUGUCUGCGACGGGCGGUCACCGCAAGACUGGCGACCAUCUGUUCAUCCAAUCGUUGUAUAAGUUUCAAGACUCGGAUGACUCGACACUGAGGCUAAUGUCCGAUCCGUUAGCCGCCGAUGAGAUGUCUUCGACGACCGGCGAGAUUGUGGACCAACUGUACAGACAAUCGCAGCACUGGUUUAACCACAACAACAGCGGCGAUGAUAGUAAUGAUGGCAGUAAUGGUGACCACCGGAGGGACGACUGGUUUGACGUACUCUCCAAAGCGGAACAAGUGGUGAAAUAUCCGACAAGUUUUCUGAACCUCCGGUUCCUCCUGAAGGAUGAGAUCAGUUACUUAGCCAUCCAUUUGAAGCGAUUGAUUGAUACGAAACACCCGUUACUCCAGACGGCAAAAUCGAUACUAAGUGCGAAUCAACAGAUCCGUGGUUUAGUGGUACUCCUGGUGUCAAAGGCCUACUCGUAUCCCAAACACAUUAUAGAUAAUUACGAUUCGGAGACCAAUCGGUUGCAACUCUUAACCAAUUGUCAGCGAAAGUUGGCUGAGAUUACAGAUAUGGUUCACGUGUCGCAGGUCUUACACCGAGGGGUUGUCGAUCUGUCCAUUAGUUCCAGCGCUGAUGAUGGCAUCGAUGCUAAA
Oppiella nova is the source of this 839-nucleotide messenger RNA. The record is from the annotation of a GenBank genome assembly. Lineage: Eukaryota; Metazoa; Arthropoda; Arachnida; Sarcoptiformes; Oppiidae.